Lachancea dasiensis is the source of this 624-nucleotide messenger RNA. The record is from the annotation of a GenBank genome assembly. Lineage: Eukaryota; Fungi; Ascomycota; Saccharomycetes; Saccharomycetales; Saccharomycetaceae.
AUGUCGUUAGCUGAGUUCGAUGAAAUUCACUAUGAGCAUUCAACCAACAGGCUGGAUGUGCCUUCGAACUAUCUAAUGAAGAAAGCGCGGAGGAAUCCUAAUGGUUUGGAAGAAUUACGCAAAUCAAUGAAAUCAUCAACCAUAUAUGUUGGUAAUCUAUCGUUCUACACCUCUGAGGAACAAAUAUACGAGCUUUUCAGUAAGUCUGGUGUUAUCAAACGUAUCAUCAUGGGUUUAGACAGGUUCAAGUUUACGCCAUGCGGGUUUUGUUUUGUGAUAUAUAAUACACCCGAGGAAGCUUUGAAUGCAGUGAAAUAUCUGUCGGAUAUGAAGCUAGACGACCGCAACAUAUCUCUAGACCUGGAUCCUGGGUUUGAGGAUGGAAGACAGUUUGGAAGGGGUAAAUCUGGGGGACAAGUAAGCGAUGAACUGAGGUUUGAAUAUGACGCUUCGAGAGGCGGAUUCACGGUGCCACUCGUGGACCGCAUUGGGGUGACCCAAUCGCACAAUUUCGGAGCCAGAAGAGUCAGAGAUACAUAUGUACCUGGCCAAGACCAGGAUGUCGAUGUCGAGGACGAAGACGAGGACGAAGAAGAACCUGACAACUACAUUCCGGGAGAAUAA